Dunckerocampus dactyliophorus (ringed pipefish) is the source of this 2022-nucleotide messenger RNA. RefSeq names its product RING finger protein 222. The transcript has a single exon. The record is from RefSeq and is a predicted model, not a curated record. Bases 146 to 778 code for a protein of 210 amino acids. Lineage: Eukaryota; Metazoa; Chordata; Actinopteri; Syngnathiformes; Syngnathidae.
CAGUGUGCAGUGAGUACACAGGUGGCAGGCCCAGUUCGGCAAGGCUUUAUGCAUGCUACAGCCUCGUCUCCACCCACUGACAACAAGUCAGGAACGCAGAGGUGGAAGACAGACAAGCUACUCAUUUCUGUAACAUUUUGCUUUCAUGGCUUUUUACAAGGAUGACGCCCAGGAGGACGUGAGCGAAUGUCCAGUGUGCUAUGAGAGUCUGUGCGGCACUGAAAGGACUCUAAGCUGUGGACAUGUGUUCUGUCACGACUGCCUGGUCAAAACACUGGUGAGCGUCCACACUAGUGGAAACAUCAGGGACACCAUUGUGUGUCCCAUCUGCAGACACCUCACCUUCAUCAGGAAGCAAAAAGAUGAGCUGCUCACCUUGACGGAGAGGAAAGGGGACCCUGAGGAUGGAGGAGGAGGACAGACCCUGGAAGUCCCCAUGAUGACGCUGCAGCCACCACUGGUCCAGUUUCAGGAGACACCAGCGUCACCCACAGGAGUCAGGUGGAUUAGGAACUGUUUUCAUGGGGUUUCAGAACGCUUCCGUCGGCAGAGACUUAUCAGGCCGUGUCACAGCGCCUCCCAGAUCUUCAUCAUAAGCGCCCAAGGGAGACCCAUGACUGAGGAGGACGCCUUCAGCAUGGUGAUGACUGUGGUGCAUCCACAUCGCAGGCGUAGGUACAGAGUGUGCACCACUGCUCGGUGUCUGCUGGUGCUGCUGUCCACGUUUACAAUGCUCGCACUGGUGGCUGCAAUAUUACCAUGGAUCCUGUUGGCUUGAGAAUGUAGAACAAUAUGUGAAUAUCUUCUUGGGUGGGACAACAUUCCAAAAAGCACCUGCUGUUUUUUUAAACCUUGCAUUCAUUGCAUGUCCUAUCUAUCCUGUACGUGAUUAAAUGCAACCUUGAAAACACUUGCAAUGCAGGAAAAGUGGUGCCGACUGGUGUAAAAGCAGUUCUAUUGUUGUUGGAUACAUGUUUCCAAGCAACAGCCCAUCACAAACGUCCCAUUUUAACUUUCCAUGCAGCUCAAGUGUUUAAAUAAUCAAUGAUGCACCUUCACCUGAAGGAGAUGCUGUAAGGCGAUACACCCCCCCCCCAUAGUGGAGCAUUGAAUUACCCCCGGCAGAUAACUUGAUCUUUGCUGAGAUACUUAGAACUUUACUGUGGCUCUUUAAAGCUGGGACUUGCAUUACUCAACACUGAGAUUCAGAGACAAACGUUUCCUUGUGUCUAAGCGGCAUGCAUCCCGUUUGGCCAGUCUUACUUGUUACCAACUGAACCCAACAUACCUGCUUUCUCUACAUGGAGUGAGUCGAGGGGAAGGUUAAAAAACAGAUUUUCUCUGUUCACAUGCUGUAAUUGAGCUUACAGUUUACAAUCUUGUUGCAAUUAAUUCAUUGUAUAGUUAAAAAGUGAAUUCUGUGUCUCACAAGUGUAAAAGAACUGUGGAAUAAAACUAAAAUAAAGGGAAACUACUUUGCGGAGCGAUACAACUGUCACUUAGUGGCCUUUUAUUGGUAUUGCUGGAAUUGAUACAGUAAGUGUUGUGAAUGUUAGCAAAUGCUGACAAAUGAUAUUUAGUUAAUACCACUUUAGACUUCUUUUAGAUCAGGGUCCCGUGUGCCCCGGAGGUCCUUUUCGGCCCACAGCUUGUUUUUUAUUGGCAUAUUCCUAAAUUGAUAUUAGUUAAUAAUAAGAUAUACCAUUAGAUAUUAUACAAAUAUAUUAUUAUAUUACACAAAUAACAAUUUGCUUAUAUUGAUUGAGAUUUCAUUGGUUUUAGCAUUUUUAAUGCACAAAAUGUGAAAAAUAUCAGUGGUCCCUGCAUCCUUCCAAUAUUUUUGUAUACGGCCCUUGGUUGAAAAUGUUUGGGGAAUUGAUGACCUCACGCAUGACAGCUGAAAUUCCACGUUUUGAACUCCGAGUUGUUCCGUGUGGAAAUAGCAUGAUGGAAUUUUCAGUCAUUUUUUUGCUAGAAUGUAGAAUAUGUAUUCAUCCACAGUAAUGAUAUUUUUAAUUCAUA